Xiphias gladius (swordfish) is the source of this 4219-nucleotide messenger RNA. RefSeq names its product Rho GTPase activating protein 27 (gene arhgap27). Lineage: Eukaryota; Metazoa; Chordata; Actinopteri; Istiophoriformes; Xiphiidae. The coding region runs from base 154 to 3141 and encodes 995 amino acids. Gene Ontology annotation, cellular component: cytoplasm. Gene Ontology annotation, biological process: regulation of GTPase activity; signal transduction. The transcript is spliced from 18 exons. Gene Ontology annotation, molecular function: protein binding. The record is from RefSeq and is a predicted model, not a curated record.
UUGUAAGCAGCAGCCUGAGCCAUACCACUCCAGCUCUCUGGAUACACAGCUGCUUCGGGUUUUGUUUGACAGACGUCCAGGCACGGGAAAUCUUUGGAGACAAAAAUCAAGCUCCAUGAUGUACGCGCACUAACCCCGAGGCCGCGCUGGAGCAUGGAGCUUGUGUGGGUGCAGCAUGAGUUUGAGUACACAGCGAGGGACGGUCGCCUCGUGUCCAUCAGGCCCAAUGAAAGCUACAUCCUGGUCUCCAAGACGAACGAGCACUGGUGGCACGUGCGCACGGACCAGCACACCAAGCCCUUCUACAUCCCUGCGCAGUAUGUGAGGGAGCUCCCGUCACAUCCCGGAGACUCUCCUGGUCCUAAGAAGCGGCACUCAGCCGGGUGUGUUACUGACAGUAAGCCAGUGGAUGCUGCUGAUAAAGCACCGCAUAAAGCAACGCCGGUCAUCUGCGUAACAGCUCAGGAUGCUUCACGAGAGACACAGCGGUUCUCCACUUUUGGUUUCUGUGAGAGCACACCAGACGCCGGGCCCCGUGAGACUCUGAACGAAGGACAGACUACGCCGGGCGAUGCAGAGGCUCACGUUUUAGCGGGAAGCCUUUCGCUCACCUCAGCACCUCUGAGGACUGACCGCCUGCAGCUGUACGCAAAACCCCAUCCUGUGCCAAAGGUUGGGAAUGGACAGCAGCAGCCAAAAAGCCCACCGCUGGAUGAAGACGUAGAACAGACGCAGACUCUUGCGGACGAUGAGGAUGUGAUCUUCCCUUCACCCCCUAAUUCACCCAUAUAUGACACCAUACCAGAGCUAAACGUCCCAGAAUUCGACUCGUUUUCCGAGCUGCCUAGUCCUGUCGCUCCGGACGACAUAUCAGCAUGGCGGCAGCGGAGUUUGAAUCCAACUGCAGAGGCAACGUCUUCUACAAGCGCACUUCCCAUUGAGCAGGUGGAGAAUGAAAGUCUCCGGUCAGCGAUCUACGUCAAUGUAGCACAGCUUCACCAAAGCAUCUCUCAGUCUCCCCCCUCAGCUCCUUCGUCCUACUCUCCCUCCUACCUUGACACAGAGGGAUGGGAGGUGCACACUGACCAGGAAAGUGGACAGGAGUACUACUACCAUCCCGCCACGGGGCACACCACCUGGGACAAUCCCUUUCUAGACUCCCCCACGGACCCCGAGCCUCUCCCUGCGGAGGAGCCUUGCUCCCCCUCACCUCCCCAGUCACCUGCCCUCACUCCGUCCACCGCCUCCCCUCCGGCGUGGACCUCAGACUGGGAGCAGUUGGUGGAUGAGACCAGCGGUCGCCCAUACUUCUACAACCCGAUGUCCGGGGAAACUUCCUGGGAGCCUCCAGAGCAGCUGAGCCCGUAUCCCCCGCUGAUGGAGCCUAUGAGCGUGCACAGGUUUCACGAGGACGGGCCGCCUCCUCUACCCGAGGAGGACUACCCCUCGGAGGAUUACCCGGCUGCUAAUCAACCAGAGAUCUACGAGGAGGUCCUUACCGGGAGAACCCCCACCCUCCCUAAAGAGUACACAUUCAGCCAUUUGAGCCGGACCGUCAUCCCCAGGGCCAACCUGGACCGCAGUACCCCGACUGGCUGGAAUCUCACUGUGGAACCGAACGGGACCUGGGUGUUCACCAGUGAACACUCUCCAGAUCAGUGGAUCAAGUCUGUGGAUGAGCGAGGGCAGACCUACUACUACCUGAGAGGCGGCUCCAGGUCUCAGUGGAACCUGCCUGAGGCCCCUGUAGCUCCUGGUCAGUCCAGGAUGGAGAACGGUGUUGAGGUGGAAAACUUGUCGGUCAUUAAAAACUGGAGACACACCAUGGGACCUGCUCAGCUCAGCUCAGCCCAGGAUGAUGGGAGGUUCGUCCCAACUCACAGGAGGAACACGUCAGACUACAGCAGCGACAGCUCCAGUACAGGAAACUCUCCAGAGACGCAGCAUAACGUGCAGAACUUAGAGAAAGCCGGAAUUCUCAACAAAACAAAAGUGUGUGAGAACGGCAAGAAAGUAAGGAAAAACUGGGCCCAGACGUGGACGGUUCUCCACGGAGGGGUGCUGACGUUCCACAAGGACCCAAAGUCUGCGGCAACAGGGGCCUCGAACAAGACCAAUCAGAUAGUUCCAGAGGUCACGGUGGACCUGCGAGGGGCGACGAUUGGCUGGGCCUCGAAGGACAAGUCCAGCAAAAAGAACGUUUUGGAGUUAAAAGGCAAGAGCGGCGUCGAGUUUCUGAUACAGUACGACACCGAGAGCAUCAUCAGUGACUGGCACAAAGUCUUAACGGACACCAUACGGCAACUGGAGUACCAGGACCAUCACUCAGAGGAGGAGGACGGGGACUUAUACGAGAAGAUCGCCGUCACGGAGCGAGAUGACAAGUCUGGAGGUGGCGUAGAAAAGCGAAGGACCACUAGGACAAAUGUCACCCACUCAUCCAGCUCUGCGGCGGACGCAGACCAGAAGCGGGUUCGAACCAAGCUGAUGAAGUUCCUCAUGAAACGCCCAACACUGCAGUCUGUCAAGGAGAAAGGCUACAUUCGAGAUAACGUGUUUGGUUGCCAUCUGGCCACGCUGUGUGCACAGGAGAGGACCACAGUUCCUAGUUUUGUGGAGAGAUGCAUCAAAGCAGUAGAAAAGAGAGGUCUAGACAUUGAUGGACUCUAUAGAGUGAGUGGGAACCUCGCUGUCAUUCAGAAACUGCGCUUCAAGGCCGAUCACGAGGAGCUGGACCUCGAGGACGGCCAGUGGGAGGACGUUCAUGUCAUCACCGGAGCGCUGAAGUUGUUUUUCCGAGAGCUUUCCGAGCCGCUUUUCCCGUACAGUCACUUCAAUAACUUCAUCGCGGCCAUCAGAAUUCCUGAUUACAACACAAAAGUGUGUUGCAUGCACGACCUGGUCAGAUCACUUCCACCUCCAAAUCAUGACACCAUGGAACUUCUUUUUGGGCAUUUACGCAGGGUCAUACAGUAUGGGGAGGACAAUCGCAUGACCGUGCAGAACGUGGCAAUAGUCUUUGGCCCGACGCUGCUUCGGCCGGAGACGGAGUCGUCCAACAUCGCGAUGCACAUGGUGUUUCAGAACCAGAUAGUGGAGUUCAUUCUGAACGAAUAUGAGCAUAUCUUCCGCUCCAGCUAAAGCAGACUCACAGCCCCCCCCCUCCACUGCGGACCUGGUCAAACGUCUGAACGUGCCCGAGUUAUCUGAAGUGCCAAGACUUACCCUUGCAGGCACAUAAAUAGCUUCAGUGCAACACCUGAAAAUGAAACUUUACUUUUUGUAAAAUAAGUUAAAGGGCUCCUCAAGUUUUCUCUUUGCUCAGAAUAUUUGAAGUUGAACCACUUCAAACUAGAUAAAGGGAUCUUCAAAUAGUCUUUGCUGAGAAUCAUUGAAGCAUGUUUAACCACUGUUUUGUCCAGGCUUACGCCACCAGGGGCGCACACUGUUAGAAUUAUCGUUGGCAGUAUUGUAGGAUUAGAAGUUGAGCUGCACAGGUUGAAACAGGUGUGGUUUGGUUUCCCGACCCAGAGCUGUUGAGCUUGUUUUUCGGGUGGACUGUGUCAGUCUGCUCUCGCCCCCUGACAUUGUAGCUGUCUUAAUCUCACAAGUCACUUUCUGAAAUGUUUCAGUUUUAAUUGUUUGUUUUUAUGUUUGGUUUGUCUAAAUCGCAGUUAUGAUAGAACCCAACUCAAACCUGGACGGACGCAUUAAUACUCUCUUUAAGACAUGAUCAAUGAUUGCUCCCUACUUUACUUUAGAAAGUUUAACGACUUUUAAAUAUUCUUUUGGAUUUGAAAUUGAAGCAUCUCACACAUUGCGAUAACUGAGAUUGUAUUCUAAUAUGGCAUUUUUGUUUUUCAGUUUCAUUUUUACCAAUGAAUUAUUUUAUUGUAAUAUAGAAAUGUACAAAAAAAGAAACAUUAAUACCAGUGUCUUGGCGUGAAGUAGAUGGUGACAUAGAAUACUUGUGCAACUCAUAGGUUAUUUUCCAAUGAAUUGUAAAACACGAUUUUUCAAUCAUGUUGUAUGUGAAGGAACUGUAAAAUAACAACAUAGAAAUAUAAAUAAGUAAUACAUCUGUUUGACAGUUGGCAGUAAAGUCAGUCUGUCCAUGAAACAAAAGUGGAUAAUAGAAGAGAUUUAUGUCUUGUAAAUAGAGAUAGAUGGCAUAUUUAUGCUGAAAGUUGUUGGAAAUGCAAAAGUUAUUCAGUAAUAA